AUGACGCCUUCCGUUUACACACUUCAAUUGCAUCUUCCAGGAGAACAAGUUGUUUCUUUCCACAAGAAUACGAAUCUGUCAAAUCUGGUUGAUAGUACGGAUUUUACUAAGACGAUGCUGACUGAAUUUUUUGCCAUGAAUAAGCGCAGCAAGCAGGCGCGCAAACUGAAAUGCCUAAAGCGUAGAAAAGUAAUCGGCCAAGUGGUUACUGUCCGUCCCAACGAGGGCAAACGAUAUUUUCUAAGAUUGCUUUUAUCUCAUGUUCAUGCGCCAAAAUCAUUCGACCAUCUUCUCACUGUAGAUGGACAGCUUGCAUCUUCAUAUCAAGAAGCUGUCUUUCGACUGGGCUUGCUCCAGUCUGAUACCUACAUAGAAGACGCUCUUGAUGAAGCCACUGCCUUUCACAUGCCUUGUUCACUUAGAUCCUUGUUUGCAAUGUUACUUAUUUUUUGUACUCCUUCCAAUCCCUUCAAAUUAUGGGAGAAAUAUGAAGCUGACUUAUCCAGUGAUUUAGAAAGAACGAGCUCUAUCACCGGCUGUGAUUCUAAUUAUAUUAGGAGGUAUGUGCUACAGGACAUAAAUAGAUCCUUGGAGCAAAUGGGUAAACACAUAAGUGAUUACCGUCUUGUUCCUGACAGUCUUCUAUUUACUGAGCAUGAACGCUUGACCAAGGAAAUCGAAAGUGAGCAAAGUGUGCGUUGUACAGAAGACGAUUUGAUGACUAUUUCUUGGCUGAACACUGGUCAGCAAGCUACAUAUAAUGCCAUUAUGUCUGAGCUAUUUUUACCCGAUGGCAAGAGUUUCUUUGUCGAUGGUCCCGGAGGAACCGGUAAAACCUUUUUAUAUCGUGCUUUGCUUGCUACUCUGCGGACACAUGGCCAUAUAGCGUUAGCGGUUGCAUCGUCAGGUGUAGCAGCCUCUAUUCUUCUUGGAGGGAGAACUGUGCACUCGCGCUUUAAAAUCCCUCUUGAUGCAUCAGCUACUAAGGCUUGCCAGAUUAGUAAGCAAAGCUCGACUGCUAAACUGAUUGUCGUGGCUAAGUUAAUCUUAUGGGAUGAAUCUUCGAUGGCAAAGCGAGAUACCAUUGAAGCAUUCGAUCUACUCCUUAGGGAUAUCAUGGAUAGUGAUAUGCCGUUUGGCGGUAAGGUCGUGGGUUUUGGAGGUGACUUUCGUCAGACUCUCCCGGUUAUUCAAAACGCAACAAGGGAUAUUCAGGUUCAGUCCAAUUUUGUUAGCUCUGCUUUGUGGAGCAGUCUACAGAAGGUCUCUCUUAAAGAGAAUAUGUGA
Molecule: messenger RNA, 1287 nt
Organism: Coffea eugenioides
Lineage: Eukaryota; Viridiplantae; Streptophyta; Magnoliopsida; Gentianales; Rubiaceae
Product: ATP-dependent DNA helicase PIF3-like
Exons: 2
Coding region: 1-1287 (428 amino acids)
Biological process (GO): telomere maintenance; DNA repair
Molecular function (GO): DNA helicase activity
Source: RefSeq, a predicted model, not a curated record